AUGGGUUCCACAGAAGACCUUGACUAUCCUCAAGUCAUCUUGCAAUACAACAGAGGAUUUUUAGUCUCAAAGGUAAUGUUCACUGCCUGUGAAUUGGGAGUGUUUGAUCUUCUGGAGUCAGGAGAGCCUCUGUCUUCAGAUGCCAUUGCUGUGCGCUUAGGUACCAGUACCACUGGGAUGGAGAGGCUGCUGGAUGCCUGUGUGGGAUUGAAGCUCUUGGCAGUAAAGCUGACAGAAGAAGGAGCCCUCUACAGAAACACAGAAAUUUCCAACACCUACCUUACAAAAUCAAGUCCCAAGUCUCAGUAUCAUAUUAUGAUGUAUUAUUCCAAUACAGUCUACUUGUGCUGGCACUACCUGGCAGAUGCUGUGAGAGAAGGAAGGAAUCAAUAUGAAAGAGCUUUUGGCGUUUCAGGUAAAGAUCCUUUUGGAGCAAUGCACAGAUCAGAAGAAGAAAUGCUGAAAUUCAUGGCUGGCCAGAACUCAGUAUGGAGUAUAUGUGGCAGAGAUGUUCUUGCUGCAUUUGACCUUUCACGUUUCAGGCAGAUUUAUGACCUGGGAGGAGGUGGAGGAGCUUUGGCCCAGGUGUGUAUUUCUUUGUACCCAAAUUCCACAGUCACAAUUUAUGACCUACCAAAAGUCGUGGAAGUGGCCAAACAGCAAUUUAUUCCCCAUGAGGAACGUCGGAUUGCCUUCCAUGAAGGAGACUUCUUUAACGAUUCCAUUCCAGAAGCUGAACUGUAUAUUUUAUCAAAGAUACUGCAUGAUUGGGAUGAUGACAAAUGCAGCCAACUCUUGGCAAAAGUCUACAAGGCUUGCAGACCUGGUGGUGGAGUGCUGCUGGUUGAAUCGCUUCUGAGUGAAGAUAAAAGUGGUCCUUUAGAAACCCAACUGUAUUCAGUGAAUAUGUUGGUCCAGACAGAAGGAAAAGAGCGAACAGCAACAGAGUAUAGCAAGCUCCUUGAGGCAGCUGGCUUUGCAGAGAUUGAAGUCAAGAGGACUGGAAAAAUCUAUGAUGCUGUUUUAGGAAGGAAAUAG
This is a messenger RNA of Colius striatus (speckled mousebird), 1038 nucleotides long. RefSeq names its product acetylserotonin O-methyltransferase (gene ASMT). Gene Ontology annotation, biological process: methylation; melatonin biosynthetic process. The coding region runs from base 1 to 1038 and encodes 345 amino acids. Lineage: Eukaryota; Metazoa; Chordata; Aves; Coliiformes; Coliidae. The record is from RefSeq and is a predicted model, not a curated record. Gene Ontology annotation, molecular function: acetylserotonin O-methyltransferase activity. The transcript is spliced from 8 exons.